Molecule: messenger RNA, 678 nt
Organism: Neltuma alba
Lineage: Eukaryota; Viridiplantae; Streptophyta; Magnoliopsida; Fabales; Fabaceae
Product: cysteine-rich receptor-like protein kinase 29
Exons: 1
Coding region: 1-678 (225 amino acids)
Source: RefSeq, a predicted model, not a curated record
AUGGCUAUUGAUUCUGUGAGACCCAUUUCCUUUCAUGCUCUUCUUCUUCUCCAUUCUCAUUUCUCUGAUUACUGCUUCACUUCCUUUGGAACCUAUGCGCCAAACAGCACCUACCAGUUCAACCUCAACAUCCUACUAUCCAAAAUCACUUCAAGCCCUAACGUCCAUUACGGCUUCUACAAUCUCUCUUACGGUCGAUCCCCAGACACAGUCAACGCAAUCGGACUCUGCCGAGCAGACGUUACUCCGACCACCUGCCGUAACUGCAUCAGAAACUCCACCACCGCCACGCAUUCCUGUUAUAAUUACAGCACCGCAAUUUCAAUACACGACGAGUGCCUAUUGUUCUACUCAGGAUAUUUUAUAUUCGGUCUCGUCCCCACUCUGGAUUUCACUAUCUACAAUAGGAGCGUGAGGGAAAAUAUAAAAAAUUGGGAUGAGUAUAAGCUAGUUGUGAAUGGCUUACUUGGAAGUCUGAGUGGGAAAGCAGCGUCCGGUGAUUUUCGCCGGAAAUUCGCCGCCGGGAACACUGAAGCAGGAUCCAGUGGGAGGAAGAUAUACGGCGUUGUUCAGUGCAUGCCUGAUUUGGAUGACUCGGAGUGUCGUAAUUGCUUGGACGGGGCUAUCCCGAAAAUCCCAGAAUGUUGUAAUGGUAGCGUACGAGGCCAGGGUUUUUAA